Molecule: messenger RNA, 745 nt
Organism: Capsicum annuum
Lineage: Eukaryota; Viridiplantae; Streptophyta; Magnoliopsida; Solanales; Solanaceae
Product: transcription factor HBP-1b(c38)-like
Exons: 4
Coding region: 239-604 (121 amino acids)
Biological process (GO): regulation of DNA-templated transcription
Molecular function (GO): DNA-binding transcription factor activity
Source: RefSeq, a predicted model, not a curated record
CCCUCCGUCCCAAUUUAUGUGAUAUAGUUUGACUCGGUACGGAGUUUAAGAAAUAUGUGAAGACUUUGUAAUGUUCCAAAACUACCCGUAAGAAGAGUACACCUUUAUGGACUUUUUGUCAAAUAAGUGUGAACCAUCAAAGGUAAAAUGAUAGUGUCAUCAAAUAUUUGCUAAAUAAGGAAAUGCAUCAUUCUUUUCGGGACUUACACAAAAAGGAAAGUGUGUUAUAUAAAUUGGGAUGAAGGGAGUAAAAGUUGAUGAAAUUGAUAUUUGGUCUCUGUUGGUGCAGUUCCUAAAUCAACAACUGGCCAUAGCUUCUGAUGGAAGUGACAGACCGAAAGAUCAAAAGACACUCCGUAGACUUGCUCAAAAUCGCGAAGCCGCUCGAAAAAGCCGUCUAAGGAAAAAGGCAUAUGUUCAACAGUUAGAGAGCAGCAGGAUGAAGUUGACACAACUAGAACAGGAGCUUCAACGGGCCCGGCAACAGGGAAUAUUUAUUUCAGGUUCAGGAGAUCAAUCACAGUCGAUGAGUGGAAAUGGUAUGCUCAUCUUCUGCAUUCAAACUUCUAUCGUAGAAGUUUUUCACUUCUUUUGUGUUGGAUAAUCUAUAUGACUGAUUUUUCAAAAAUAUGAACAAAACAUUAUGGCUGAGUAACUAUCUGAUAUCGCCAAGUACAAGUAGAUUAAUGGUGAAAUUGGUGUGUGGAACCUAGACUAUAAUGCCCUCUAAGUAGUUUAUUGGUGA